AUGACGACAGGCAAAGAAGCCCUUCGCGGCCCGGCAUACCACCAGCGACUUCUUCCCGCGCACACUCACCUGAAAGUUCGCCAACCCGGACAAGGCGGCGACGCAGACGCAGACGCCGGCCCUCGCGAUCUCCGCGCAGAACUUCUCGCAGCUGAGGCUGCCCACUUCGCCAAAAAGAACGGUGCUCCCGCUGAACAGCCUACUAUUGACGACUCAUCCGCCCCCAAACGCCAGCUCGAAGCGGCACCGGAAGGAACUGAGGGCGAGACCGAAGAAGACCCAGAGGCCAAGCGUCGACGCAUUUUGGAGGAGUCUCGUGACAUUGAUGCCGAUUCAGAUGGCUCAGAAGAGGAUGAUAGCAGUGACGAAGAUAGCGACGACGAAGAUGAAGCCGCUGAGCUAAUGCGAGAGCUUGAGAAAAUCAAAAAGGAGCGAUUAGCGCAAAAGGAGAAAGAGGAACGUGAACGGGCAGCAGAGGAAGAAGAGCAACGCGAAACUGACAUCGCGCUUGGCAAUCCUUUGCUUAACUCUCAGGAUUUCAAUAUGAAACGCCGCUGGGACGAUGAUGUUGUCUUCAAGAACCAGGCUCGUGGAACCGAGAACAGGGACGGCAAAGAAUUUGUCAACGUAUGUCCAUAUCAUCUCGCAUUUGAUACCCGACAAACCACUAACAAGUCCUCAGGAUCUUCUACGCUCUGA
This is a messenger RNA of Penicillium brevicompactum, 699 nucleotides long. Its product is annotated as spliceosome-associated CWC15 family protein. Gene Ontology annotation, biological process: mRNA cis splicing, via spliceosome. Lineage: Eukaryota; Fungi; Ascomycota; Eurotiomycetes; Eurotiales; Aspergillaceae. Gene Ontology annotation, cellular component: catalytic step 2 spliceosome. The transcript is spliced from 5 exons. The record is from RefSeq and is a predicted model, not a curated record. Bases 1 to 699 code for a protein of 232 amino acids. Gene Ontology annotation, molecular function: RNA binding.